AGCGAACGGAACUUUGCCCUGGCAACCCGGCGCAGUAUCCCCUCCAUGUCUGGGAGGGGCGAUGACAUUUUUAGCGUGUUCUUAUUCCUGGCGCGAAGGUCGACUACCACCCUUAGUCUGGGCGGAUUUGACUUCGCCUUCGGGAUCAGAAGCAUUGGCACAGUGUUGCCAGCAUUUGUCACCUUCCACCGGCCGCUUCGUAGGUAAACACUUCGUUUCUCAUCCCACUGGGGUCUUAGCGCUUCUGGGCACCGGGACGGCCGCCAUGGCAAGAUCAGCUUCUCGUCAAUCAGUGGAAUCGUGUGGUUUAUUUCGCGUAAAGGAGCUCCUGGCGUGCCGCCGUGAGAAUCUCUCCAUCAAGCUCAGUGGCGCUUGAAUGCAGCUGCGCCGUGGCCACGCCUCUCAGUGCCACGCCGUUCCCAGAAUCAUGUCGUAUCCGCUGAUAUUCGCAAUGAAGAAGAAUGGUUAAUUUUCGAGCGCAACCCCUGAACAGCCAACUGAAGUGUUAUGGGCUCAUCAAGUUGUUCCCUGCGUAGUUUCAGUUGGUCCGCCGCCGUCGUGGAGAUCAGAUCUCCCAGCGAGCCAGAGUCCACCAGCGCACGGACGGGUUCGCCGUUCACAUUCACCACAAUGACCAGUGGUCGGGCGACCAUCCUAGCUGGCGUCCGAGGGGUGGACGAUGCCCUGCCUAUAGCAUGCAUCCGAUCAGGAGGCACCUGGGCGCCGCAGCAUCGCAACUCUUCGCUGUAACCCUCUGACUGCUCGCCGAAAAGGCCAGUGAAGAACCCUACUUCUUCGAGCUCUUCUUCUGCUAACUCGCAGUCAGCCCGACGGCCCCUCCGCCGCGGCCUCUUCAUCAAGCAGUCCAGCAGAUUCAUUUUUGGGUUCAGCAGCCAUGAGGACGGUACGAGCUUAAUUCCCCCGUUCCUCCGCUUACUCCUUGUGACCCGAUAGUGACUGGCUCGUGGGGUCGGGCGCCAUACCCGACAGAAGUCCGACGCACGGGGGUCCAAUGCCCUCAUCCUGCGGAAAUACUUUAGCGUCCCAGCGGCUAGGAGGUCGAAGCGCUCUCGAAGCAUGGCCGCAUACCAGCCUGCAAGCUCGAACGUGGGAGUGAGAAGAUGUUCUCGCCUACCGUGUGCGCGCUGAAUCUCACGGCUUCCGCGUCGGCGGCUUCUCCCCGAGCCCGGUCGUCCCCCGGAUAUGGCGCUCCAAAGCGCAGGUGGUCGACUGCGCCCUCCGCCAGGAGAUCACCCAAGCGAUCGUCCUUAGGUCGAGACUGCAAGGGUCCCAUCGCGGUACCCUGCUGCUGUUGCCGCGCUUCCUGCAGCCAGUUCCUGCGCCACGCACUGAGAUCGAAGGUCGGAUCCAGCAAGUGUUCUCGCCUUAGCUCCGCGCAAGCCCCGUGGGCCAGGCCAGCCACUUUGCUCCCCUGCUCCAUCUCCUCGAGUUUAAUCAACGCCAUUGCCAACGGCGCAUCGCCCAGCUCGACCGCAAACGGCUCGCUCUUCAGCAACAUCUCGUCGUCCUGACCGAGCUCCGCCAGACAUUUCUGCGCCCAGUAAGCGCCGAUCCUAAACUUGGGAUCCAGAAGGUACUCACUGGGCACAGUGCAUUGUUCCACGUCUUCGAAAUCCAGUGGGGUUUCGGCGUCCGCGAUGGCGUGCCGGCCGUCUUCCAGGGCGUACAGAUGGAACCUGUUACGGGUGGGCCCGGGGGCUUGUCGUCACCAGGGAAGGGUUGACAGCACUCCAGCGCGAGGGCGGCAAACUGCGCAGCGAGGUCGCCCACCAGACAAGGGUCUAGGGUCAUUCCCGCCAAUCGCUCGCUCAGAUCCGACAGGUCGUCCUCGUCCGGCAGCGUUUCCAGCUCACGCCCUUCGCCUUCCAAGUACCUCCGUCGUAUCCUGGAGGGACGAGCUGGCCAGACCCACAGCGUGAGACCUCAGUCCGGGUGGUCUACCCUUUGUGUCGGACUUCAUGGAGUCCUUUAGACAUCAAGUCUUUCUUCUUCUGAGGGGAAAGAGCCCGCUCCCAAGGUCUUUCCGCUGGUCGUUCUGGGUCACCGCGACCGCUGCGUGGUCGCGAAUCGUUAGUCUUCUUUGGCGUUACCACCUCCGCCGCUGCCGCUCGCAUCGCUGCCCGGAACCUCUUCGGCGGAAAGCGUUGUUUCUGGCGGGCCGUCUGCGAGUCUUGAGUGGUCGGUUGCGUCUGCCCCCGUCUUUUUUGAUUUGAUUCGAUACUCAGGAAUCGCUCGACUCUCUCCGCGGUCCGCACCACUUUCUUCCAGUUAGACGUCUCGGGAUCAAGCUCGAGCCGAUACAGCUCCUUCUGUAUCUCCUCGUUGAAGCUCUGCCACAACACCGCAACGCGCUCUUGGUCUUUGGGCGCCCCGAUGAGGAGCAGCAGGCUCUCGAAUUCAAACGGAAAUCGGGCAAGAAGCAGUAUUUAAGGAGUGAC
This is a messenger RNA of Mycena citricolor, 2459 nucleotides long. Lineage: Eukaryota; Fungi; Basidiomycota; Agaricomycetes; Agaricales; Mycenaceae. The record is from the annotation of a GenBank genome assembly.